AUACACCUUCCCCCGACUUCACUAAUUUCAUUCCCACGUGUAUUCUUUUAAUCAACCUUUUUGACUCUUCUCUUCUUCAUCUUAUUAUAAAACCAUAACUUCUUCCUUUCUUACAACUUCGAACACCAACAACAUCAACAAGAACAUCAUCAAAAACAACAAGAAGAACAAGAUAUUAUUAAACAACGGUUCGCGAAUGCAAGGUGCAUUAGAGUUACCUCCUGGGUUCAGAUUUCACCCUACUGAUGAUGAGCUUGUGAAUCAUUAUUUAUGUAGAAAGUGUGCUUCUCUCCCAAUCGCUGUUCCUAUUAUCAAAGAAAUUGAUUUGUAUAAGUUUGAUCCAUGGCAUCUUCCAGAAAUGGCUCUUUUCGGUGAGAAAGAGUGGUAUUUUUUCUCUCCAAGGGACCGGAAAUAUCCAAACGGUUCACGGCCGAACCGGGCGGCCGGAACCGGAUACUGGAAAGCCACGGGAGCCGAUAAGCCGAUUGGAAAGCCGAAGCCUCUUGGAAUUAAGAAAGCACUGGUUUUCUACGCUGGGAAAGCUCCUAAAGGUGUUAAAACUAAUUGGAUCAUGCAUGAAUAUCGGCUUGCAAACGUUGAUAGAUCCGCAUCAAAAAAUAACCACAAUUUAAGGCUUGAUGAUUGGGUGUUGUGUCGAAUAUACAAUAAGAAAGGGAAGAUUGAGAAAUACAAUGACGAUACAAAAGCAUCAUCAAUGUUUUCAGAGGAAGUUCAAUUUGAGAAUGAGACGAAGCCUAAGAUCGAAACGAACGGUCACGAUGAUUUCAGGAUUGUUAACGAGCAGUUAUAUACUGACACGUCAGAUUCGGUGCCACGCUUUCACACGGAUUCAAGCUGUUCUGAGCACGUGGUUUCGCCGGAUGUCACGUGCGAUAAGGAGGUUCAAAGUGAGCCGAAAUGGAACGAAUUUGUUCUUGGGCCUGAUCCAGUGUCGGCCUUUGAUUUCCAGUUGAAUUUUAUGGAUGAUGGUGAAGAUGACCCUUUUGCCCCUCAGGUUCAGUAUCAAAUGAAUCAACUUUCGGGUUGGCAAGAUGUGUUUACGUACCUACCAAAGUAAUUUAGUUUUGUUAUUUUGAGUAGUGAUGAAAAUAGGUCAUGGUCGUGGGGUUUUAGAGGAUGGGAUCCUAAAAAGGAGGGGUCCCAUGGGUAUUUUAAAUUGGUUGUAGACAAAAAUCACAUUCACAUUCACAACUACUAACUGCAACUUCAAGUGGAUAUGAUAAUGGUGCAUGUGUGUUCUUCUUGGGUAGGUGAUUACUAGGGACUGUUCUAUUUGGGUUGAUAUUCAUUUGUUGUAUGGUUGAUAAGUUUAAGAAAUGGGGUCAUUAUUUGUAACUAAAACAAUAAGCACAAUGAUCUCAAUUCUAGAUCCAAUUAGUCAUGUUAGGGGUAUAUGGUAGUGUUAACAUGAAAGGAUUCAUGUAGAAAAUUCUUGUUCCUUGUAGUAGAAUUUUUUUAAUAUGUUUGUUAUAUAUUCAUUUUAUAAUCUUAUGUAUCUUAUUUAGAAGGAUUAUAUUGACAACUUAAAUAUAUAAAUAGUGUUAAUUCAUUGGUAUAGGAGUUAGUCCAUUAGUGAAGAUUUGAAACUACGAGUGUGAUCUUCUCAAGAUCUUAAAUUUCUUAAAUACUAGUUCAAUUCAAUUAUCUCGAGUUUAAGUUUUUUCAUGUGAAAUGGCCUUAAUAUAAUAACUUCUGUAAUUAUCAGAAGCUAAUACUAUACAGUCUACAUAAUACCCUGCCCCAAUAUACUAUACACAAAUCAUAAGCAUACAUAUCUCUACACCAUGAAGACAUUAGUAGUUUACACUUUACCAUCACCAACUCUAUAAACUGCAUUAAUCUAUUUCUCUACUGUCAAAUUCAUAUGAAUGCUUGAAUUAUAUAGUUCUUAUGAUCAUAAACUGACAUCUCUGGAUUUUGGAACACCAUUGCAAUCUGCCGGUCCCCAUCCAAUCAACUCUUUCUCGUUGUCGAAAACCAUCACUUUGUCUAGCAUGGAUAUGUCUGCAUAAACAAAUACAUAAACUUACUUAACAUAAUUCAGAGUUCAUGAAUCAUUUAUCAAUAUAUAUGUGUUAGUAUUACUAUUAGUGUCAUGCUUCAUAGAAUAUUAUCCAGAAUGAUAUAGUAACAAUGUAACUAAAUUCAUACCUCCAAUUAGGUUCAAUUCACCCAAUCCUACUUCCGGACCGUUUAGAAUGCCUAGACAAACAUUCCCCUUGUUCUAGCAGAAACAAAAUGUUAGCAUUCACACGUGAAAUGUUCCUAUUAUCUACUAUACUAUAGCAGUUAAACAAACAUAGAAAAUGUAGAAAAGUUAUAUAACUCACUGAUAUUAUUAAAUAAGCUUCUGGAGGAAUCUCAAACUGAGAUUUAACUUUUCCACCAUUGCCGAAACUAAGUGUUAGUGGCUUGAAGUAUUUCUUCACUUCAUUUAUGCUUCUGAAAGGUUUUUUACCAUGCCAACACAUUGGUAAAGUCUGGUCAUCAGGUGCUACUUUUAAUGGCUUUCUAUGUAAUUCCUUAUUCACC
This is a messenger RNA of Vicia villosa (hairy vetch), 2553 nucleotides long. RefSeq names its product NAC domain-containing protein 2-like. NCBI's taxonomy places the organism in Eukaryota, Viridiplantae, Streptophyta, Magnoliopsida, Fabales, Fabaceae. The transcript has 3 exons. Gene Ontology annotation, molecular function: DNA binding. Gene Ontology annotation, biological process: regulation of DNA-templated transcription. The coding region runs from base 197 to 1078 and encodes 293 amino acids. The record is from RefSeq and is a predicted model, not a curated record.